This is a messenger RNA of Drosophila innubila, 1010 nucleotides long. It is a transcript of the gene HHEX, whose product is annotated as homeobox protein Hox-A7. Gene Ontology annotation, biological process: regulation of transcription by RNA polymerase II; cell differentiation. Gene Ontology annotation, molecular function: RNA polymerase II cis-regulatory region sequence-specific DNA binding; DNA-binding transcription factor activity, RNA polymerase II-specific. The transcript is spliced from 2 exons. The coding region runs from base 1 to 951 and encodes 316 amino acids. NCBI's taxonomy places the organism in Eukaryota, Metazoa, Arthropoda, Insecta, Diptera, Drosophilidae. The record is from RefSeq and is a predicted model, not a curated record.
AUGGAUAACAACAAUACGAUUAAAGCUAACAAAUCAUCAUUCUCCAUUGACAACAUAUUGGAGCAUAAGUCACAAGCUAACGAUACCAAGAGACAAACACCACAAUCCCAUGGUUCCCAGUCAAGUCCUGGCAUUAGCACCUCACCAUCCAUUGGUCCAGGAACAGCCUUUGCCUCCACAUCUACCUCACCAUCCAUCUAUGAUUUAUCCCGCGAGGCGUUAGCUGCACAAUAUGCUCUUAAGAAUCUGGAGCCCAGCUCGGGAACACUUUUGUCGCCGACAACACUGCGCUUCAAUCCAGUUUACUCAGAUCCCGCCUCUUUAUUCUAUCAGCAAAUGCUAAAUCUACACAAGAAUUCUUCUCUCUUUAUGCCACACUUUCAAGCUGCGGCUGUGGCAGCUGCAGCGGCCGCUCAACCAGCCGCAUAUUGUGAUCAGUACAGCCCGUUUCUAGAUUGUGAAGGUUUCAACAAUCCGGCAACAGCUGCCGCGGCACUUUACUGCAAUGCCGCUUAUCCGGCGGCCAGUUUCUACAUGUCCAACUUUGGGGUUAAGCGCAAAGGAGGCCAAAUUCGUUUCACAUCGCAACAGACGAAAAAUCUCGAAAAUCGUUUCUCCAGCUCCAAGUAUCUGUCGCCAGAGGAGCGUCGCCAUUUGGCGCUGCAGCUGAAACUGACCGAUCGCCAGGUGAAAACAUGGUUUCAGAAUCGACGUGCCAAAUGGAGGCGUGCAAAUCAAACCAAACGGAGUGGAGCUGGCAAUGCCGCAGCCACGCCCAGCAGCAGUAGUUCCGCCUAUGGAGCGGGGAGCAAUCAGAAUGUGGCCAACAGAAAUGGCCGAAAUAUGCAGCAGGCUCAAAGCGAUGAUGAGGAUCGCAUGUAUCUGUCAGACGAUGAAGAGGACGAUGACGAGGAUGAUGCCGAGCGAUCAGAAGAUCCAGUCAUAAGUUAAUUUUAUUAUUUAGCUCAUUACACAUAGUUAGUUUAAAUAAAUUCAAUAAUUUUUAUUUA